Molecule: messenger RNA, 2688 nt
Organism: Meloidogyne enterolobii
Lineage: Eukaryota; Metazoa; Nematoda; Chromadorea; Rhabditida; Meloidogynidae
Source: the annotation of a GenBank genome assembly
AUGGCUAACGUAUGUACUGCACUAACAGCCUUAAGAAGUAAGUUGGACUCGCCCCAGAGAAGAGAGGCUGCCAGACUUACCUUAUCUGUUUGUAAACAAAAAGAAGACGAGUCGGUAGCUCAAUUUUUGAAAAGAUUAAUACCUUUAGUAGAAGUAACAAAUCCAGGUCUAGUGGAUGAGGCAAGAAAAGAAAAGAUAUGCGAAGAAUUACGAGGUCGUCUCAAACCAAGUCUAACAAAUAUGAUGAGAUUACUCGGAACAGCACAAAUGAGUAAUCUCCAAAAAUUCAAAGAAAGAGCGGAAGAGGUAGAAGCUGUACUCCAAUCAGAUAAAGGAUUGCCGACACAAAUUGAGCAGGUAGUUAAUGUUUUAAGAAAUCAGGGCAAGACCUUAAAUUUGAACGCAAAUACACAACCAAAUAACAAUUUCAAUCGCAGAUUUGAGCAACCUAAUUUCAGAAGAUUCAUCAGAGAAGAUGCUCAAAAUCGCAAUCCCCAGGCUUUUAAUCAGAAUUACAGAGGAACAAAUUCAAACAGAAUUAAUAUUCCUGCCAGAGGUUGGAGCUCUCAACAAAUGAGAAGUGAGAGAAAUUGGACAGGUCGCACAAGAUGCUAUAACUGUAAUCGAGCUGGACAUGUAGCAAGAGAAUGUCGACUUAGAAGGAAUAACUUUCAGGCCAAUUGGCCUAAUCGCAAUAAUUAUGAUUCACAACAGACCAGCAGUCAACAGCAAUACAAAACAAACAGUUAUCCAAAGCAGCAAAAUUCUGUAAAUACCGUACAGUCUAGUAUGACAGUCGUACCAGUAGAAGAACUAUUACAAGCACUAGGCUCGAUGAACAUUAAAUCCACAGACACACCAAUGGAAGAACUCAGGUCAGUCACACUGAAUAACAAAAAAUCAGCAGGUAAAGAAGAUACCGCAAAUGAUAAGACUGAACCUGCUGUAAAGCAGAGGAGUAACAUUAUAAGUAAAACAACGAAUUGGGAAGGAUUAGGACCCAAAAUCACAAAAUUUUCUCUCGGCCUAUUAAUGCUUCUUACUAUGAUUAUACCAGCUUCAGGUACAAUAAAUCAUCCAUUAAUUUGCCAAACACAAGCACAGAACAUUUUAUGGGAACUGCCAAAUUUUGAAACAUGUUCUAACAAAGCUUUAAACCACUCGAUUCCACCCGUUUCAAAAAGGUUUGAAAUUUACUUACCAAAUGAUCUCGAACACGAAAUUGAGGCAUGGGCCUGUAGAAAAGUGAAAAAAUCCUUUCGCAAAUACACGUCAAUAACGGGGGUACCAAUACAAGAGGAAAUGAGCUCUGAACCUAUGAAAAUGAGCGAGGAAGAAUGUAAACAAAUGAUUGAACAUGGAAAAUGUAGUUUGGGAAUUUUAAAGAACGAUUCUGGAAUUUUAUACACAGAAAAUAAAAUAGAUCUAUCUCCAAGGUUCUGGUUUGUUGGAUCUUUUAACUGGAAACAAGUAAGUUCAGAAAAUUGCUACCUUUUUAAAACAACAAUAACCUCGAAGUUUGGAGAUAAAUCUAUAAAAACAACUUUGGGUAACACUAAAUGUGAGGUUACUGAAGAAAAAUGUCUAAUGGCUGAUGAAACACUUCUAAAAUGGAAAGUAGGAACACAGCAGAAUUGUGAAUACACGAAGGUAGGUACCUGGAAUGGAACUCAGCUAGAUAAUGUCUGGAUUUCAGAAGAAAUUAAUUUUCGACUAACCUUUCCAGCAAAGCCUGCAAAAGCAUUUUCAUGUAAUGUAGGCUUAAUUCUUUCGGUUGAAGGUCCAGCAGUAAGAGACAUAACACCGCAAAAAGCUCCAGGCUUGAUUAAAUCCGAAAAUAAAGGUUAUGGUAAAAUAAGACCUAAUAAUCUUCCCCCAUGGAUUUAUAUCAGAAGAAGGAAGCGAGCUAUUGAAGGCUGGGUAAGUGAAUCAGAAUUAGAUGCAAAACUUUCAUAUUUGGAUGCCAAAAUGUCCGAAAUGAUGACUGUAUCUUUCUCUCAGGCAUUGAAAUCAAUCUGUGAUUAUAUGGAAGAAACAAGACGUUGGGCCACUGCAACUAUUUUAAAAGACCCGACUAGCUUUGCUAGAGCAGUUUUUCAAGAAGAAAAGCUAGUAGCUAAAAGAGUAAGUUCUUCAAUAAUUAGCGUAUGGCCAUGUAUUCAACUUAAUUGGGAUGAGUAUGAAUUUACUAGAGUGUAUAUUCAAAACGGAAAAACAGAAUGCUUUGACCAAUUACCUAUAAAAUUUAAAACAAGAGGCAAUGAAAAACUGGCAUUUUUAGACCCUAUUACAAUGAUUAUCAGUCCAAUUGCAAGAAAGGCUCCCUGCGCUGAAUUUAGGAAACAAUAUGUAAAAACUAAUGAUAGAGUACUUGAAGUUGAUCAACUAACAGGGCAAGUAAAGGAGGUGACUGUAAGAAAAUUAAAGAAAUUUAAUUUUUCAAUUACAAUGCCGAAAAUUCCGAUUCACACAUUUCACCAUUUAGUCUUGACAAACAUUACAGACUUAGCAACACACGCAUUUGUAACAAACAUGGUCCGAGUAAGCACUAUAACUUAUACCAUUCAGAAGAAAGACACUGAGGUAUUAACCACAAUGUCUGAAGAGUGGAAGGACGUAAAAGACGAAAUCAAAAAUGCCGUCUUUGGAGAUAUUUUACACAUAUGGGAUAUAAUACAAUUUGGUUAA